Molecule: messenger RNA, 1610 nt
Organism: Cimex lectularius (bed bug)
Lineage: Eukaryota; Metazoa; Arthropoda; Insecta; Hemiptera; Cimicidae
Product: metabotropic glutamate receptor 6
Exons: 7
Coding region: 238-1398 (386 amino acids)
Biological process (GO): regulation of synaptic transmission, glutamatergic; G protein-coupled glutamate receptor signaling pathway
Cellular component (GO): membrane
Molecular function (GO): group II metabotropic glutamate receptor activity
Source: RefSeq, a predicted model, not a curated record
UGGGACGGCCGUCGUGGUGGGAGGCGUUUGUCCAGGAGACUGGAGAGAAACCGGCCGCGUAUUUUUCCUCCAGUCGGUUCUUAGCGUUCCGUUCGUCUAGGUCGGAAACGGAUUCCACCCCGGCUCCUCGAACAUCGAGGCCCGCACGCCUCACGCUUUUCGGAUCGGACCUCGACCGUUGGACUGGAUUUUAAUUUAUUUUACCUCAAGGAAUGGGUUCGAAGCGAUAAAGCUGAGAUGGGUGGAGUUUUGGAGAUGAGCACCGAGUUUUUCCUGGUGCCGAGGUCGAGCACGCCAGAUCCACCGAGGCUCGUCACCGCCGGGCCUACGUCAGUACCACUACCAAGCCCUAGCAUACUCAGGACGGACAUGUGGGUCCUCCCUCUCCUCGUCUUCUCUACUAUCACGAUGCUCCUCAUCGCUAUAUUCGAGGUUUUUGUUGUGCUCAAGACGUACCGGACGACGCCAAGCCGACGCCACUUGUUUCUCGGGCAAAUGUUGUUGCUUGGGUUAUUCUUGUGCUCGGCCGUUUCUGCGAUCCUCACAGCUCAGCCUACAGUCUUGACUUGUGCUGCAGUCAGACUGGGCGCCGGCUUGGCUUACACACUCGUCUUUUCUACUCUUCUGGUCAAGUGCGUUUUUCUUAUAUCGCUCAACGGAGGAGUGUACCUCCCAGCCCCAUACCAAGCACUACUCCUUUUCUUCGCCGUCCUCAUCCAGCUUACCAUCGGCGUCCAAUGGCUUAUUAACUCUCCGCCGAAAAUAAUCCAGCAGGUUGGAGGAUUGACCGUCUGCCAAACACCAUACCACCAUAUACUACUUUCUUUAGUCUACACAGUAUUUUUAAUAGUCGUCGUCGGAGUGUUAGCUUUAAAAUCGAGGGGUAUCAGAGACAACUACAGAGAGGCGACUUUCAUCGGCCUUGCCACUGCCUGUGUCAUUCCUGUCUGGCUCGGCUGGGCGCUAUGUGGACUGGUUGUGCUGGAGAGGAAUAGGGAUGCUUGUCUCGCCUUCGGCCUCAGCGCCUCUGCCCUGGUCGUUUUCCUUGUAAUGUUCAUGCCGAAAGGGAGACAAUUGGCUGCAAUGGGCAAAGAGGGAAUGUACUUAGAAGAUCGAGAAGACAAGCUCAGCUCUUUAUCGAGGCCCGCGUCGCCAAGCUUCUUCCAUUUUAAACCAGUUGCAAAGCAGCACCCAGUCAAUACCUUUGAUCGAGUAGCUUUGGUAGCUCCACCUCCUAGUUACGGCCAUCAUUAUUACCCGUACUGUUAUUUUCCAAGGCCUCUACCAGGAGGAGCAAGCUUCGACACAAGUAUGUACACAACGGUGGAGCGAACGAUGAGCACAAAUCCGAAUGUGUUCUUCCAUAGGUCAAGCGUACAUCCGGGAAUGAUGUACUAAGCUAAACGCUGAACACUGCGUUACCAGCAGCGAUCUCAAGUCGGUUUCAUCGACACAGUUUGCCCUUUCUGUUAUCAGUUGGUAAAUCGGAACGAUGAAAACGGGACUAACUACAAGGAGAAAAUUUACAGCACAUUGGUGUAAAAUAUGUUUAAUGUGAAUUGUUUGUAUGUUUCCUUCUUUAAAAACAAAAUAUAUAUAAUGUUAUUUGA